AUGUCAUCAGACCAGCGCCAAUCCGAACAUGGCCUUGAGGCAUCGUCGAACUCCAGUCACGGUUUCAGCACGCAUCCGAUGGCCGAAGAGCUCGUUUCGUGGUUUACUCAGAAUCGAGGCUGGCUGAGCCCGGAUGUUCAGAUUGUGUACAACGACUCUCAGGGCCAUCACAUGCGAGCGUUGAGGCCGACAACACCAGAGGUGGUGACUUGCCCUCUGGAGCUGACGCUCUCGGUUCUCAACCUAGACCCUGAGCAAAGAGAGGUGCUACCGAUUACGAGCCCUCUUCAGCAGUGCCGUGGCAAGUUACCUGACCACACACUGGCGUACCUGCUUUUGAUUGAGCAGCGCAGCAAGGGCAAAGAAUCCCCAUGGUGGAAUUACAUCGCAUGUCUGCCUGGGCCGGAGAGUAUGUCAACACCUCUCUGGUUCGAUGAGGAUGAUGUAGUUUUCCUGGCUGGCACCAGCCUAGCGCCUGCUGCUAAGGAGAGAAAGGCAGACAUGCAUCAGCAGUGGGAGUACGCUCUUAGCAUAUUGAAAGAUGUCGGUGUUGCUUGGGCUGAUGAAGUAGACUUCAAAUCGCUCCUAUGGGCUGCUACUAUUUUCACAUCCCGAGCGUUCAUCUCUACACACAUUCUGCCAGAGAUUGAUACUGUCCCUAUCCUCUUCCCAGUCGUCGAUAUACUCAACCACUCCGUAACUGCAAAAGUAGAGUGGGACUUCAAACCACGUCAGUCUUUCACUCUUCGAUGUCUGGAGAGCAGCCACUUUAGAGAGGGUGAAGAGCUCUUCAACAACUAUGCUCCCAAGCAGAAUGACGAACUGCUCCUCGGAUACGGCUUCUGCCUCGAGAAUAACCCCAUCGAGCAGUUCGCCCUAAAACUUGCCUUCCAGCCGGAGCUUCAGCAAUACGCCACACAUAUGGGUCUCUUGGACCCUUCCAGCGUACCGUUCGGUAUGGACAAGACAUUUCUUUCUACAGACCCAAACAAGGAGCAGCAUUUCCUCCGCGCCAAAGGCCACCCAUUCGGACGCUACGACAAUCGCGUGCCAUUCUUUCAAGGCAUCCCUCCAUACAUUGUACACUUUUUCUUCAUUCAGACCCUCCUCAGCACGGAGACCGCACUGGAUGAGGUCAAUGUUGAAAGACCACAGGAGAGGAUCACCGUAGGAGUGCUGGUGCUGCUACACCAGGCUCUUACGCAGCGGAGCUCCACCCUCCCACUCACCCUCAACGCGGAGCCAGCCAACACGAAGCAGCGAUUCGCAAAAUCCUACCGAGAUGGCCAGGCACGCAUCAUCCACGCCGUGCGCCUCGAACUGCAAUCCGCCAUCGACGCUCUGCGCGUGGCCCCGCACGCCACCCUCCCACAGCGCUCCUCCCUCCUAACCCUUAGCAACGGCCUCACCGCUCUGCACGCCGAAUACCCCGACGCAGCAUCCCGCUUCGCCCAAGGAACGCAGAAGCACAACCUCCGCGACCCGCAAGACGCGCGGCUCACAUGGACGCUCCUGCUCAUCACGUUUGCCGCCUUGAUCCUCACAAACGCCGACAACGCCAGCGGCCUCAACGCAACGCUGCUCACCCGCCUCACCGCCGCACACCCCUUGCCCCGCCUCGAAGACGGCAUCGAAGACGCGCAAACGUACGCCUUCCUCGACGAGCACCUGGGCGAUUUCUUGGCCCUGGACGGCUCCCACGCCCAGAGCCAGCGCGAGGCUCACCCGCUGGGUCCGAGCGAUGUGCUCGACGAUCUGGGUCUGCGCUUCGUACGGCACCGCGCCGGACCAGCGUUCGUCGAUGGGCCGACGGAGAACCUCGGCGUCAGGCUGCUGAUGUGGGGCAUGCGCGUUGCGCACGCCGACGUGCUGGCUGGUGCUGGUGCCGGGGGAGGGGUCGAUGUGUGUUUGUUUGUGAGGGAGCAAGAGGGAGAGGGAGAGUGGAUGGAUGGAGGGGUUCGUGGCGCGUGA
This is a messenger RNA of Ascochyta rabiei, 1971 nucleotides long. RefSeq lists its product as uncharacterized. Bases 1 to 1971 code for a protein of 656 amino acids. Gene Ontology annotation, molecular function: protein-lysine N-methyltransferase activity. Gene Ontology annotation, biological process: peptidyl-lysine monomethylation. Lineage: Eukaryota; Fungi; Ascomycota; Dothideomycetes; Pleosporales; Didymellaceae. The transcript has 2 exons. Gene Ontology annotation, cellular component: nucleus. The record is from RefSeq and is a predicted model, not a curated record.